Molecule: messenger RNA, 3535 nt
Organism: Cryptotermes secundus
Lineage: Eukaryota; Metazoa; Arthropoda; Insecta; Blattodea; Kalotermitidae
Product: EF-hand domain-containing protein 1
Exons: 8
Coding region: 1724-3274 (516 amino acids)
Biological process (GO): mitotic spindle organization; mitotic cytokinesis; cilium-dependent cell motility
Cellular component (GO): mitotic spindle; axoneme
Molecular function (GO): alpha-tubulin binding
Source: RefSeq, a predicted model, not a curated record
AAGCAAAAUUUUAUUAUUACUAUACUCAUCAAUGUAUUUCCCAACAUUUUGUAUUUUUCAUUGAAUGGGUGCCAUGAAAGGGCUGAAGGAAUUGAUAUAAUGGCUUUAUUGAUACAAAGCAACGUUUAUAAUUUAAGAAUGAUAACAUUUUUUAACUAUUAGUAUCUAUAACCACCUUUAUAAUUGCUCAGUCCUAAUGGAUCAUGAGAUCCCUAAGGAAGUCACAUUAAGCAUUGCAUCUCUUUCCCAGCUGUAAAUCUCUUAACUUUUUGAAGCGUAAAUGUGUUCUAAACAUUUAAAAAUUUGUUCAUACCUGACAGGAAAAAUGCUGGAUCCCCAAUGCAAAGACCAACCAGUUAAUACAGUUUUAAGGAAAGAACUGUUUUUCACUCUGAGAACCAGAUGAAACUUAUACAGUGUGGAAAAAAUGAGAUAUUAAAGCAGGUGGUACAUAUGGUUACCACUGUGCUUAAGUGGUUAAAUUUACCAGAUAUUGAGUAAACAUACUGACAUUUCUACACACUUGCUGGUGAUACUAUAAGCUGACAUGUGCUAAUCAUAUAACAAGAUGAUUCAACAUUUUUAUGUAACACAGUAACUGAGAUUCAGUUUGUUCUAUGGUUGCAGCAAAUAUUUUAUUGAUGCAUUGUUUUGUUUGUCAAACUCGCGUGGAAAAAGCCAUUAAACCAGAGAGCCAGUUUAUGGCAAAACUGGAUAAAAAUGCCACCGAUACGUACAGAAUGUCAAAGCAAGUUUAUGUAGAGAUAACAAUAAAUAUAUCACAAAGUUUUGUGUGUUAAACAUGCAAGAGAGGAGGGAAGACAUUAUUGACAAUGCAAAAUCUAGCCAUUGUACCACUUCAGAAACUGAUAACACAUUCUAGGUCUGAUUACACACUUAACAAAACUGACAUACUACAACAUGAAACAAAGAUGGUCUUACAAACAUGUAGCAUAAUUAUAAGUGUUCCUACUUCAUAGUAAACUUUCCCAAUCUGAAUUGCAUCUGGAGCUGGCUAUCCUAGCCAAGGCAUGAAUUAUUUGUUCUUAUUGUGUUCAUGUGACUGUCAGAAGAGAACCUUAAUAUAUCCCACACCAAUGUAUCCUUCUUCCCCCAUGGUUUUCAUUCAGUAAACAAAACAGCAAACAAUUUCAGCAUGAGAAUACACAUUAAGUGUGUCUGAAUGUGCUGUUUUUAUUAACAACAUAUACAGGGUGCGUCAGAAAGGAUGGUUGGAUUUCAAGUGCCUGUUACGCCGCGACGGGGGGAGGCGUAGAGUGGGGGGGGCCGAUCGAUUGGUCGGUGGGAGAAUGCAGUUUCAGUUGGUAACAUGGAGUGGUCGGGUGCACAGCGUGCAUUCAUUGUAGAGACGUUUUUGAAAAACAGAGAGUCUGUGAUCGCUACUCAACGAGCCUUCAGCAUUCAUUAUGCGAUAGGAUCCCUACUCACAACACAAUUUUGCGGUGGGUGGCUUCAUUUCAUGCCACAGGUUCAACCUAAGUUGAACCUAACGUCAUCUUGAAUCACAGUGACAUUCCUUGGUCGGCAUGUUCACCCGAUCUUGAGCCCUGUGAUUUCUUCCUUUGGGGCCAUUUGAAGGCGGAAGUUUAUAAACAUCGACCACAUACACUGGACGAGCUAAAGACAGCGAUUCGAGAAGAAAUCGCGGCGAUUCCACCAGAUAUGACCUCGAGAGUGAAGAAUAACUUCAGAAAACGCCUCGAUGUCUGUAUCAGAAGCCAAGGAUAUCAUAUGGAUGAUAUUGUAUUCCACAAAUAAACUGCAUGUAUUGGCGAAUCUGAUGGUAACAAUAAAAUUUGGAUUUGAUGAAGCCUUACCAAUUUUAUUGCCCUGUGAAAUCCAUCCAUUCUUUCUGACGCACUCUGUACUUACACAACAUCAGAUAGCUUCUGAGCAUUACAGCUCUGGCUCUUCUUCCAGGUUCGAUCCAUCACUAACAUAUGGUUGCGUGAAAAAAUGCCCAGUCUCUCUCUUUGUCCCCCACUAUGUAUUAUGUGACAGGCUACGCCUCACAUUCAGAGCAUUCUUCAAACAAUCUGUGCCUCAGUCUCCACUUGAACACUACCGUAUUCGCCAAGUAAACAUCAUUUACUUCGUUGAAGAUGACACAAUCACUGUUAUGGAACCAGAAGUUGCGAACUCUGGACUCCAGCAAAGAAGGCUUGUGAGAAGAAACAGAAUUCCAAAGACAACACCUGGAGACUUCUGGCAUUGGAAAGAUUUUAACAUUGGAAUUGAUGUCACCGUGUAUGGCGUUGUCUAUCACAUUGUUGAUUGUGACAGUUUCACAAGAGAAUACUUGCACAGUCAAGGCAUUGUGAUGAAUGACCCUGAAGAAAUACCACCUGAUCCAUACACUUCACUCACACAGCUGAAGAUCAAGCCUCACAGCCAUGAAACCAAAGUGGCUGAUGACAAAUUCAAGCGCUUCUUAGAAUAUGAUGGGAAGGUACUCAGGUUCUUUGCUGUAUAUGAAGAUCCUGACUCAAAGGGCAGAGAACUGAGGCCACACAUCAUCUACUACUACUUGGCAGAUGACACUGUUGAAGUACAGGAUUAUUACAGGAAGAACAAUGGGCGUGAUCCAUUCCCUCUGCUACUCAGGAAGAUGAAACUCCCCAAGGACUGGAAAGCUUUAUCAGUUGACUUCCCUUCUGUUGCAAUGGAAGUGUUAGAGAGGAAAGCCACAUCUUAUUACACAGCAAAAGAUUUCUUGGUUGGAGAAAUUAUCUUCAUUCUAGGAAGAAGGUUCCUCAUCUAUGAUGCAGACGAAUUCACAAGGAAGUACUUCAAGGAGAUCCUCAACAUAACCCAAAAAGAUGCCAUAGAUGUAUCAAAGAAGAUGCCCCCUCCUCUGGUGGCUCCUGUACCACCUUAUUUUGGAUUUGGAAGUCCUGAGGACUCUCUGCAAUCCAGUCUUACUGUUACAACCCUGAAGCCUCCAAAGAAGAAUGUUGUACAAUAUGUGGUCAAUAUUGGUAAACACCUUCGCUAUGAGGCUGUCAUGGACUGGGUACAUCCUGAAGACAAGGAUCGCAAGUUUAUGUUCAGCUAUUCACUGUCAGACUGCUCCAUCACCAUCACUGAGAUCCCACAACAUAACUCGGGUUUCGUGCAAAGGACGUACCUCAGGUCAACCCGCAUACCAAAACCAGGCACCAACUGGGAUGAUCCACAGUAUUACAGUCCAGAUGAUUUUGCCAUUGGUAAGUUCACUACACUGAUUCAGUGGGCAGAUGCAUUAAAUCAAUGACAGAUUCAGUAGUUACUUAAGACCGCAAAUACAAUGAGCAUCAGGAGUCAUUAUAGAGGUUCCAUGUUUGAUUGCUAAGUAUCUUCUGGUUGCAAUACAUACAAAGCUUUAACUCUGGGAAUGUGGAGAAGAUGAAUCCCACAUAUUAGUUUUGAGUUCAUGGCAAGGUGUGGGUCUCUUUUGUCAAAUGCCAUGACUUGCAGGAUUAAUUAAAACUAUAAACUCUAUGGUCUUAGUCCACAAGUGAACUAUACUGACCAA